This is a messenger RNA of Botrytis fragariae, 573 nucleotides long. Its product is annotated as putative mitochondrial 54s ribosomal protein 23 protein. Gene Ontology annotation, biological process: negative regulation of translation; translation. The record is from RefSeq and is a predicted model, not a curated record. Gene Ontology annotation, molecular function: structural constituent of ribosome; mRNA binding. The coding region runs from base 1 to 573 and encodes 190 amino acids. Gene Ontology annotation, cellular component: mitochondrial large ribosomal subunit; ribosome. Lineage: Eukaryota; Fungi; Ascomycota; Leotiomycetes; Helotiales; Sclerotiniaceae. The transcript has 2 exons.
AUGUCGCAAACAAAUGGAUUUACAAAACUAGCCUACUCCCGCACCUGGCACCACAUCUCCGCCAGCACCCCGCACAUCCCUCUCUCCACCCUUCGACCCCGUCCAAACCCCUCCUCACCCCCCUCUGUCACAGCCCGCAUUACACCACCGCCCCUCGGGCGUCUCGCCUCCCGCAUCGCACUCCUCCUCAUGGGAAAACACAAACCAAUUUGGGAUCCCUCAACCGACUGUGGUGACUAUGUCGUUGUUACCAAUUGCGCGAACCUCCACACCACCGGCAAAAAAAUGUAUCAGAAGAAAUAUUAUCGUCACAAUACACGACCUGGUAGUUUGAAGGAAAUCAGUAUGGAGGGUUUGAUGGAGAAGUUUGGAGGCGCAGAAGUUCUGAGGAAGGCAGUUAGUGGAAUGUUGCCAAAGAAUCGGUUGCGCGAUGGGAGAUUGGGACGAUUGAAGGCGUUUGAGGGCGCGGCGCAUCCGUAUAAGGAAAAUUUGGUUAGGUUUGAGGGAGUGAGGAGGGACUUGAUGCCAGAUGAAGGGUGGUCGAAGAAGAAGGUUGAGGAGGCUAAGAGUUGA